This is a messenger RNA of Aphidius gifuensis, 966 nucleotides long. RefSeq lists its product as uncharacterized. Lineage: Eukaryota; Metazoa; Arthropoda; Insecta; Hymenoptera; Braconidae. The transcript is spliced from 2 exons. The record is from RefSeq and is a predicted model, not a curated record. Bases 1 to 966 code for a protein of 321 amino acids.
AUGUCGAUUCAAACACCGUUUGUUAUAUUUAUAAUAAUCAUUUUAAUAUCAUCAACAAUUGGUCAAUCUGAUGAUGGUAUUAUCAAGGUCUCUUCAAGUGAUAUCCCCACUUCAUCACAAUCAUCAUUGGCUAAUUCAGUUAAUAAUACAGUAAAAUCUAAUAAUACAUCUGUAGCAACAACAACAGAUUCAUCUUUACUUGUUAGUAUUAUAACUGAAAUAUAUAAUCUUACGUUAAAACCAAUUGGUAAAUUUAUUGCUUUUAUUAUAAAAAGUAUGGCUAAAAUAAUGUUAUAUCCAGUUGGUAAAAUUUUAAAUGGAGCACUUCAUUUAAUUGGCAUUCAUGAUAUUGGUGGUAAAAUAUCAUCAUUAAUAAUGAAUAUAACAAGAAUAUAUGCAAAUUAUAUAACAAAUAUUGGAGCAAUAGUUGCAGCAAUAUUUGAUAUAAUAUCAGAAUCACAUGAUGAAGAAACACAUAAAAUUGCUAAACGUAGUAUUAUGGAUAUUGUUACUAGUAUUGGACAUGCCAGUACAUUACCUGUUAGAGUUGCUGAAGGAAUUAGCUCAAUACCAUAUAGAAUAAUGUCUGAUAUUCUUGAUGUCUUAUUAUAUCCAUUUCGUGCAGUUUAUCGAAUAAUUACAUGGCCAUACAGAGCAUUAUUUGGUAGUGGUGAUGAUGAUGAUACUGCUGGAGCAAAUAGAAAUGAUCGUUCAACUAAAACAAGUGAUAAUUUCAUUAAUAAUAUGAUAAACAAUAUAGCAAAUAAUAUGAGCAAUGCAACACAAGCUGCAAUGGCAACAGCAAUAACAAAAAUUUGGCAGACAACAAAAACAAGUAUUUUACCAUCAGUGGACAGUUUUCUUGAGCAAGCUUCAAAAUCAACAAUGUUACCAGAAUUCAUCACAACUAAUUCAGACAGAAUUCAUAAAUUGUAUCGAUUUGCACAUCUUUUUGGUAUUUUUUAA